AUGAAGUACGUUUUCAGGCUCGUCAAGCCUACUACAGUACGUCUCACUUCCUCUGUUUCACACAUAAAUCCUGUGGCUCUGAUGCAAGUGCACAACACUUACCCAAACCAUUACUAGCUGAGCGCCAACACCGCAGGCUCACAGAGAGAAAUGGAAGUGAAUGGAACGAAUAACGGCACAGAUCACUGCAAUACUGAGAGUAAGCUUUAUAUAUUCCUCUCUGUGGUAGUGUCAGCUGAAUUCAUUUUAGCACUGCCUUUAAAUCUGUCUGUUUUGUAUGUCUUCAUUUUUAAAUUCAAAUUCUGGAAGAAUAACAGCCUCUUUCUCUUCAACCUGGUAUUGGCGGACUUGCUGCUUCUGAUAUGCCUGCCAUUUAAAGUAUGUAACUUUGUGACUGGGAUGCGAAAAAGUGAUGACAACAUCAUCUGCAAAGCCAUGCUCUUUAUGUUAUUUCUGAACCGGGGAGCCAGUAUUGCUUUUCUCACCAUCAUCUCUGUGGAUCGCUACUUUAAUGUGGUUCACUCUGGCAGGAAAAACUUUCUGAAGAUUCUUAAAAAGUCACCUCAUAUUUCCAUUCUCAUCUGGCUACUGCUGCUCCCUUUGACCAUCCCUACCAUGCUGGAAACCUUUGAAUGCUGCAACAGCUUUGGUCGUGCAGAGAACCACACACUAAUGACCCAAGUGGCGGACUUCUUAAGAGAGACUGUAUUUUUCACUCAGAUUCUCAUACCUUUCAGUGUGCUAGUGUUCUGUACUGUUCAGAUUAACAACAGACUGAGGAGAAAGACAGUUGGGGACAAGACCAAAUUGCGCAGAGCUGUAUUUCUAAUGGCGUCUGUGAUGCUAGUCUUUACCCUCUGUUUUCUGCCCCUGGCUGUAUCGAGGAUGAUUCUGCUGAUAGUCAGAGUCCGUGAAGAUGCGGUGGCAGAGAAAGUGGUUGUACAGAUCUAUGAUGCCCUCAUGUGCCUCUCGUACAGUGACUGUCUGCUGGACCCUCUGGUGUAUUGCUUCUGCUGUUCAAAAUUCAAAGAAGUGUACUUGUCCUCUGUUUUGCCUUCAAGGGUCAAGAGGCAAACGCAUGAGGGCGAGAGAAGUGUUUCCCGAGACUUGGUGAACUCCUCUAUACCUUUGAGCUCACAUAAAUCUGUGUCUGAACCGUAAUAAGAAAAUGCUAUAAUAGUUACUUGUAUGGCAGUGCUUUUGUUAUACAUAUCAUUGGUUCCUAUAUUGCUGCAAAUGUCUGUACAUAAAUUGUAUCAGGAAAAAACUUUAAAUAAUUAGCAUUUCAUAUCUUGAGAAUACAAUCUCUGACACAUUUAUAGCACAUGUUCUGCACAUUAAGCAGUAAAUCAUAAUUAAGGCUACAUUAUGCUAGAUUUUGUUGCUGAUUGGAUCAUAAACGGCCACAGCAAUGAAGAGGAAGGACUGAUUUUUCUUUAUUAUUG
Molecule: messenger RNA, 1445 nt
Organism: Alosa sapidissima (American shad)
Lineage: Eukaryota; Metazoa; Chordata; Actinopteri; Clupeiformes; Clupeidae
Product: 12-(S)-hydroxy-5,8,10,14-eicosatetraenoic acid receptor-like
Exons: 1
Coding region: 151-1161 (336 amino acids)
Biological process (GO): G protein-coupled receptor signaling pathway
Cellular component (GO): membrane
Molecular function (GO): G protein-coupled receptor activity
Source: RefSeq, a predicted model, not a curated record